Messenger RNA from Apis mellifera (honey bee), 2133 nucleotides. Its product is annotated as leucine-rich repeat extensin-like protein 3. The transcript has 7 exons. Bases 1047 to 2033 code for a protein of 328 amino acids. Lineage: Eukaryota; Metazoa; Arthropoda; Insecta; Hymenoptera; Apidae. The record is from RefSeq and is a predicted model, not a curated record.
UAAACUCUUAUUAUUCUUGCUCUUUGAAAAACUGUCGACCGUCUUUUUUCCCGCAAUGAACACAGGUAAGAUAGCACACGUCGACGAAGCGUGGUUCAAAGCUAACUAUAAGCUUUUCCCAUCCCUCAACACUCAAAGACCACUUGUUGCUUGCCUCGACCAGUGAUUCUCACCUCUUUAUGCCAUAAGAUAUUGGUGACAAGUUGAGAAAUAGUUUUUAACAUGGAAUAUGCGCGAUCCGUGUACACUACUAUAAUUUCAGUCUCUUAACGCGCGCAUUAAACCGUCAAUUGACACUUCCUUUCGGUGCAGACUGCUCUCGCGGGCAAAAAUCGGCCGUCAAGAACGUGAUCUCGAGGAGCCACUUUCACGAGAUACGAAAGUCACUCGACGGAGAUACAUAUCGAAAAUUCAUGUUCACUGGUUCGGUUUUUUUGGCUGAAUAUCCACGAGGAAAGAACGAGCACACUUUUUCGACACGCACAGUCGCGUGUCAGUAUCCACAGCGGUUCUCGACGAUGAUUGAAACAUCCGCAAGGAGACCGCGUUAUGAACAAUACACGGACGAUACGGACAAUUGUCGAAGUACACUGUGUCGCAGACCCGCCUCGACUGUAUGCACGCCGAGGUAGCGCGCAUUUUCGUAGGCGUGGAGCGGCGAUUUAAAACGGGAAAAUUAAGGACGAUUGACACUGAACUGCCGCACGUCGGGUCACGGCAGCCAUUGCGCGUCCCGAGGCACACGCACGCCGCCUCACACGAAACAGCGCCAUCCCACUUCAUUUUUCUAUACAGUGUCUUAGCAGUACUGCAACAAAUUUUUGUUAUUGUAGAACAGAAGUAUUUGAUGUUACCGAUUGAUCAAAAUCCUAGGUUAGAAGAAAUGGCGGGAUGAAAUAGAUUAAAUAUAGCAUAAUUUUCAGCGGCGCAAAAUCUAGCUGACAGAGAGAUUAUGGAGUACAAGUUGUUUACUCAACGACAAGUAAUAUGAGUAUAAAGGGACAGUCAGGUUGUGUAACCCGAUUAUUUCGUUAAAAUAUCUCGGUAUGUUACUGUGUACAUUAUGGUUCAUUGGCGUGUUCAUUGCUUCCAUCGUUCUCGAGUUUUCCGCCCUUGGCUCGCCGGUCAUCAAUUCAUCAGAUACUUCGACAGAACAGAAAGUCUUCCAUGAUUGCCAGAACACUGAUUACAGGACCUAUAUACAAUGUCUCAAGAGACAAAAGAGGCAUCAUUUCGAUCAUGGACAUCCAGACAUACAUAAUGGAGAUUAUGAUCAUGAAUGUAUGGAAUCAUGCUUGAAGAAAUGUAAUUUCAAUUGUGAUACAGCAUGUAAACAUUGUAUAAGGAAAACAAAACAUAGACACCAAAUAAUUACAGAAUAUGAAACUGAAUGUAUUUCUGGAAAAUGUACAGAACAGAAGAAGGAAGAUUUACCAAAUGCCAAUAUUACCACUAACAUUAAUAUUCAUAACAUUAUUAACGGAAGUCUAUCAUGUUGUAAUUCAGGAACUGUGUGUCCACCAAAAGUUACAUGUCCACCAUCAUCAUCAACACCAUAUUCAUCAUCUACACUAUCGCCGUCAUCAUCUACGCCACAUACGCUAUAUCCGCCAAAUCCGCCACAUCCGCCACAUCCGCCACAUCCGCCAUUUCCACCAUUUUUACCAUUUCCACCAUUUCCACCAUUUCCACCACUACUGCCACCUCUGCUACCAUUGCCAUUUCCACCUCCUCUGCCACCACCGCCACCCCCGCUAUUUCCGCCACUGCAACCACCUCUACCAAUAUGUCCUUCACAAACAUGUUACCCUUAUAGUUUUAUGUAUGGUCAAAAUAAUUUUGGAUGUCAAUAUUGGAAUCCACAUCCUUGCAUUCAAACUUGGACAAAUCCAGUAGGACCAAUUGAUUGUUCCGGUUGUGGUUAUAAUUAUACUUAUAAUUCUAAGUGUCAUAUUUUUUGCUAUUAUACAACAUAUACAAUCCAAUCUUCAAAUUGUAAAAAUCCAUACUGCGUGGAUGGUACUUAUGGAUAAUGAAUAUUACAGAAAUUAAACAUUUUAUAUACAAAGGUGUAAGGAGUAUCUUAAAUAAAAUAAAAAUAUUAGAUUAGAAAAUAUAUUAUCAUUAAUUGAU